ACCUCUGGAAACUAAGAAACGCAUUACUACGAACGCAAUUAAGACAAAAGCAAAUAACAUUAUCAUGUUGUUCUCAACCUUGUCGAAAAGUUUAAAAACGUUCCAAUAAAUCAUAACGUCUUUCUUGUUUGCUCUGCAUUUAAUUUUAUUUAAAAUUCCCAUAUUUUAUUUGUCACUGUUCGUUUUAACGUGCGAUAGUGAAGUGUGGAAAAAGUGCAUAUAUAGAGUCAUGUCCAAGCCGUUAGAAAAACUUAAGAGAAAUUUUUCUCUCUUCGAACUGCUCCAAAGACGAGUCCACAUACUCCAAUGGCUCCCUAAGUACUCAAAAUCGGACAUAGUGGCCGAUUUUAUCGCCGGAAUCUCAGUCGGACUCACCAUGAUGCCCCAAUCCAUAGCCUACGCUAAUUUGGCCGGUUUGCCUGCCCAAUACGGCCUCUACACUGCCUUCAUCGGCUCUUUCACUUAUGUUUUAUUCGGAACAAUUAAACAAGUUUCAAUCGGACCGACGAGUCUGAUGGCACUCUUAACAUUCUCGUAUACGGAAAGCUUAUCAGUCGACUAUGUGAUCCUUUUGUCUCUUUUAGUCGGGUGUGUCGAAUUUUUAAUGGGGCUCUUAAAAUUAGGUUUUCUAGUUGAUUUUAUUUCCCCUUGUGUUACUUCCGGCUUCACGUCGGCAAUGUCGGUCACCAUAGUCACCUCACAACUCAAAAACUUACUCGGAUUGAGGAAACUGAAAAAUCACGGCGUUUUCGACGUUUUCUAUAAAAUUGCAACCAGAAUUAACGAAAUCCGACUCGCUGAUACUCUCCUCGGAUUCUCCUGCAUCGCUUUCUUAUUCAUUUUCAAACAGUUGGCAAUUAUUAAAACGCGGAAUAAAGCAUUAAAAAAGACACUUUGGUUGCUCUCAAUUUCAAAAAAUGCCCUUAUCGUGUUGAUAACCUCGAUUUUGGGGUAUUAUUUCUACGAGUAUCGCGGGGGUUCCCCCUUUGUUUUAUCAGGGAAAGUACCGUCGGGCCUCCCAAAGGUCCAAAUCCCCCAUUUCAGUACCCAUAAUGGUAAUGAAACUAUUGGAAUUUUCGAAAUGGUCCAAACCCUGGGUUCUGGGAUUUUCGUCUUGCCGAUUGCCGGGGUUUUAGCCAAUGUUGCCAUCGCCAAAGCCUUCGUCAGUGGGACAAUCGUGGAUGCAACCCAGGAAAUGAUGACAUUGGGCCUCUGCAACAUUUUCGGGUCAUUUGUCCAGGCAAUGCCGAGUUGUGGCGCUUUCACCCGAUCGGCCGUGGCCAAUAGUAGCGGGGUACGCACCCCUUUGCAGGGGAUUUACUCAGGAACUGUAAUUCUACUAGCUUUGAGUUUUCUAACACCGUAUUUUUAUUACAUUCCAAGGUCGACUCUCGCCGCGAUUUUGAUAUCGGCGAUUAUCACAAUGUUUGAUUAUGAAAUUUUCCCCAAAUUAUGGAAAUGUAACAAGUUUGAUUUUUUCCUCACAUUGGCGACACUGAUUAUUGGAGUGUGUUACGGUGUGGAGAUUGGAAUUAUUGCGGGUGGUCUUUUAAAUCUAUUAAUUUUAUUAAAAGUGUGGGCGAGGCCCCAAAUUACGAAGGAAAUUCGUGUUGACAGCCAAGGAAACCAAUACAUUUAUAUAAAACCGGAAGUCGGCCUUUAUUACGCUGCAACUGAUUAUUUAACAACCAAUAUAAUUGAAGCUUAUAAUAAUAGACGUAAUUUACCUAUCGUCCUUGACUGUUCAAAUAUUAUAAGAGUCGACUACGCAGCUUGUCAGACAAUCGACAAUCUAGUCAAAACUUUCAACAAAACGAACAAAAAAGUUACUUUUAUGAAUGUCAAACCACAUGUGUUUAAUACCUGGAGCCAAACAAUCAACUUUGAUAAUUUAAAAGUGUGUCAUAAUGUUGACAACAUUAGUGACAGCGAUUCUAACAAAAUAAAUGACUGUCAGAUUCCACUAAUCGACAAGAGUACAAAAGAAAGGAAAAUGUCUUACUAUGAUAACGUUUGAUACACAUAUCGUGAUAUAAUAUUUAUUUUAUAAUUGUAAAUUAAAAGACUUAUGCCACAAUAAAACGUUUUUAUACAAAAAAAAAAAAAGAAUCUUCAACA
Molecule: messenger RNA, 2118 nt
Organism: Tribolium madens (black flour beetle)
Lineage: Eukaryota; Metazoa; Arthropoda; Insecta; Coleoptera; Tenebrionidae
Product: sodium-independent sulfate anion transporter-like
Exons: 7
Coding region: 230-2017 (595 amino acids)
Biological process (GO): transmembrane transport
Cellular component (GO): membrane
Molecular function (GO): sulfate transmembrane transporter activity
Source: RefSeq, a predicted model, not a curated record